AUGCCUCCUCAAAUCAAGCAAGACCUCAACCGUUCCGGAUGGGAGUCCACCGACUUUCCCUCCGUGUGUGAAAAAUGCUUGCCAGAAAACCCAUAUGUCAGGAUCCUCAAGGAGGAUCAUGGCGAUCUAUGCAAACUGUGCACGCGGCCCUUUACCGUCUUUAGCUGGAAUGGAGAUCGCGCGCAAGGGCGCAAGAAGCGAACGAUGAUUUGCCUGAUGUGCGCGCAAGGGAAGAACUGCUGCCAGACUUGCAUGCUCGAUCUUUCCUUCGGUCUUCCGAUCGCUGUACGCGACGCCGCUCUGAAAAUGGUCGCCCCCGGGCCGCAAUCCGAUAUCAAUAGGGAAUACUUUGCGCAAAACAACGAGAAGCUCAUUAAAGAGGGCAAGGCUGGUGUGGAGGAGUACGAGAAAACGGACGAGAAGGCGCGAGAGCUCUUGCGGCGAUUAGCACAGAGCAAACCGUAUUUCCGGAAAGGACGAGCAGUUGAUGAAGCUGAGGUGGAGGCAUCCAGAGCAGUUGGAGGCAACGCGGCAGUCGGGGCUGGAGUGGGCGGACCUGGUCCGAUUCGGACCCGAGAUACUAGGGCAGCCAUCGCGGCAGGCGCGCGGACAGGUGGCAAGGGAAGAAAAGUGUUCCCAAGUGCGGCUCAGCUGCCCCCGAGCCCGCGCGACUGGCAACCACCGGCUGACAAGAAUAUCAUGUCUUUGUUUGUGACUGGCGUGGAGGACGAUCUCCCCGAGUACAAGAUUCGGGACUUCUUCAAGGUUCAUGGGAAGAUCAAGAGCCUUGUUUGUUCUCACAUGUCGCACUGCGCAUUUGUCAACUACGAAACGAGGGAGGCAGCGGAGAAAGCAGCUCUCGCAUGCCAAGGACGGACGGUCAUCGCAGGCUGCCCGCUGCGAAUACGGUGGGGUCAGCCAAAGGCUAUUGGAAACAUGGACAAGCAGGAAAGAGCGUCGAUGUUGCAUGAUGCGCGCGCGGGCCUCUCGCGGAGCAAGCCUCGCUCAAUAGAAGGCGCCUCUGCAUCUGGGCAGCAGUCCUCAGAUCAGUUAGCUAUUGCGGCACCACCAUCGGCCAUCGCGGCGCCACCUGGCGCAGAGGAUGCCCCAGCCUAUGCCAGUCUUCAAGGAGAAUGA
Clonostachys rhizophaga is the source of this 1137-nucleotide messenger RNA. The record is from the annotation of a GenBank genome assembly. NCBI's taxonomy places the organism in Eukaryota, Fungi, Ascomycota, Sordariomycetes, Hypocreales, Bionectriaceae.